GCUCAUUUUUUAUCCAGAAAAGUUGUUUAUUGCCGAUUUUUGGAUGUGGACAGAAUGGAACUCACGCCGGCAACUAUGUCUGUGGUAUUUCCAGAAUUCACUACAUAUUGCUGCAAACGAAAAGGAGCAUACUACAUGAGCAUCACCGAAAACAUUUCUGAUGACAUUGUCGACAUGGUCCCAGUAGUGGGCAGAACAGAUAAACAUUUCAAAUACAACUUAUCUAUGUGCGUGAAGCCGAUGUACGGGAUGGAUACAAAAUUUCUGCUUUUUGCUGAAUUUGUAGAGCAUUAUAAGUUGCAGGGUGUUCAGCAUUUCUAUGUGUAUGUGAAGGAUUUGGAUAAUUAUACAAAAAAGGUAAUUUUGAGAAUCUCAAAAAGCAAAAAACGGGUUAAACAGAAAAUUUGGCAACAUUCUCGAUACGUAAUUUUUGCUGACCUGGAUGAGAGAAUACUGCCACUCAGAAAUUUGACACUCAAACAGCUCAUCUCGUUAGUUUCCAUUGUCUUUUGCAGAAAUGAGAUGAAAAGUCGGCCCGCAUGCGGAAUGAUGCGAUUUGUCACGCAGUGGAUUUUGAAAACUGGUGCCAAUCCGAACAUUUACGAGGUCCUACAACUACAAAAAACAUCUUCCUACGCUUGUCUAUCGAAACACAUCGUCUCCUGCGUCUUCUUGAUGUGGGUGCAUCAUGUGGAAAUAUACUUUCCUACCUUUGAAGGCUAUGAAGUACCUGCCACGGACGCUGUGAUCAGGCAUUAUCGUGACAUAGCAUCUGGAGAUUGGGCUAGACUUUAUCUUCCUGAGGUGGAGACGUUUGGUCCUUUUAGCAUGAAUGCCUACCCCGCUGACCUCAUGUCUAAAUUGUUUCGCAAUAUGAAAUAUGUGCUCGAUAACGUGUACAGGCCUUUCCAAUAA
Messenger RNA from Cylicostephanus goldi, 915 nucleotides. The record is from the annotation of a GenBank genome assembly. NCBI's taxonomy places the organism in Eukaryota, Metazoa, Nematoda, Chromadorea, Rhabditida, Strongylidae.